This is a messenger RNA of Sesamum indicum (sesame), 5726 nucleotides long. Its product is annotated as myosin-9. Gene Ontology annotation, molecular function: microfilament motor activity; ATP binding; actin filament binding. Lineage: Eukaryota; Viridiplantae; Streptophyta; Magnoliopsida; Lamiales; Pedaliaceae. The record is from RefSeq and is a predicted model, not a curated record. Gene Ontology annotation, cellular component: cytoplasm; myosin complex; actin cytoskeleton. Gene Ontology annotation, biological process: actin filament organization.
AAUCGAUUUCUCUCUCCACCCCGCCAAGAAAGAAGAAACGACACCUCCUCUCACACACAACACACACUGUCCACAGAAGGAUUCAACGGCUCCGAAAACGUAGGCUUCUCAGAAGAUAAUGCCGCCCUUCUCCACAAACCCGUUCCCAUUCCACGCACCCUGCGUGAAACCCCCAUCCGACGGUCACUUUUAUCGCCAUUGGAACAAUACACUCUUUUCACGAUUCAAAACCCAAAAACUCAACGCCCGCGCCCGUCCGUCCGAUUCACCGGAGUUGUUUUUUUUUUUUUUUGGUUUUGCCUUUCCGUGUUCGUCGCACGCCGUCGUGUCUCGAUAUUACGGCGGAGCCCGUUUGAAGAUUUGGAACCUUUAUGAUAAAAGAGGUGGCUCGUGGGGUGGAUUUACGGAAAUCGCGUUCAAGAAUGGGAUCAAGAAUUGAAAUAAGUGGUUUUUCCCGUGAUCAGAUGUAGUCUAAGUUUUUGAUCUCUUGAAUCAAGAUGGCCACCCCAGUCAAUAUCGUUGAAGGUUCUUAUGUUUGGGUUGAAGACCCAGAAGUUACUUGGAUUGAUGGGCAAGUGGAAGAGAUCAAAGGAGAUGAAGCCGAGGUCCGGAUAUCCGAUGAAAAGAAGGUUGUUGCUAAUUUAUCCAAAAUAUACCCUAAAGAUGUGGAUUCUCCUGCUGAUGGGGUAGAUGACAUGACCAAACUAUCUUAUUUGCAUGAACCAGGGGUUCUGCAAAACUUGGCAACAAGAUACCAGCUCAAUAAGAUCUAUACUUAUACUGGGAGCAUUCUUAUUGCCAUCAAUCCAUUUCAAAGACUUCCUGACUUGUAUGAUCCCCAGAUGAUGGAAAAAUAUAAGGAAGCACCACUUGGAGAACUGAGCCCUCAUGUGUUUGCCAUUGCAGAUGCUGCUUACAGGGCAAUGAUAAAUGAAGGAAAAAGUAACUCAAUACUGGUAAGCGGAGAAAGUGGUGCUGGUAAGACUGAAACUACUAAGAUGCUUAUGCAAUACCUUGCGUAUUUGGGUGGCCGUAAAGAGGUUGAAGGGAGAUCGGUAGAACAACAAGUACUUGAGUCAAAUCCAGUCCUUGAAGCAUUUGGAAAUGCAAAAACUGUCAGAAAUAACAAUUCAAGCCGGUUCGGUAAAUUUGUUGAAAUUCAGUUUGACAAGCUUGGAAGAAUAUCAGGGGCAGCCAUUAGAACGUAUCUUCUUGAGAGAUCUCGUGUCUGCCAGAUUUCAGAUCCUGAACGCAAUUAUCACUGUUUCUACCUUCUCUGUGCAGCUCCACAGAAGGAAAUUGAGAAGUAUAAGCUGGGACAUCCAAAAACAUUUCACUAUCUUAAUCAAUCUAAUUGCUAUGAACUAGAUGACGUGAGUGAUGCUCAUGAUUAUUUGGCGACAAGGAAGGCCAUGGAUAUUGUUGGUAUAAGUCAAAAUGAGCAGGAGGCGAUUUUCAGAACAGUUGCAGCUAUUCUUCAUCUUGGUAAUGUUAAAUUUUCUAAGGCGGAAGACAAUGAUUCAUCAGUUCUAGAGAAUGACGAAUCAAACUUCCACCUUCAGACUGCAGCAGAGCUUCUCAUGUGUGAUCCUAAUGCACUGGAAGCUGCAUUACUGAACCGUGUGAUGGUCACUCCAGAAGAAGUUAUCAAAAGAAGUCUUGAUCCUAAUGGUGCUGCAGUUAGUAGGGAUGGGUUAGCUAAAACAAUAUAUUCUCGCUUGUUUGAGUGGUUGGUAAACAAAAUAAAUUCCUCGAUCGGGCAAGAUCCAAAUUCAAAAUGUCUUAUUGGGGUUCUUGAUAUAUAUGGUUUUGAAAGUUUUGAAAGUAAUAGUUUUGAGCAGUUCUGCAUCAACUUUACCAAUGAAAAACUACAGCAACAUUUUAAUCAGCAUGUUUUCAAGAUGGAGCAGGAGGAAUACAAGAAAGAAGAGAUUGACUGGAACUACAUAGAAUUUAUUGAUAACCAAGAUGUCCUGGAUCUUAUUGAGAAGAAACCUGGAGGGAUCAUUGCUCUUCUUGAUGAGGCCUGUAUGUUCCCUAAGUCGACACAUGAAACAUUUUCAGAAAAACUUUAUCAGACAUUUAAAUCCCACAAACGUUUCAUUAAACCAAAAUUGUCACGCACCGAGUUUACAAUUGCUCAUUAUGCUGGAGAGGUUCAAUACCAGUCAGACCUGUUCUUGGAUAAAAACAAAGAUUACGUGGUUGCUGAGCAUCAAGAUCUGUUAACUGCAUCAAAAUGCCCAUUUGUAGCGACAUUAUUUCCUCCAGUACCUGAAGAGACAACCAAAUCUUCAAAUAAGUCCAAGUUUUCAUCCAUAGGUUCUCGGUUUAAGCUACAACUCCAACAAUUGAUGGAUACACUGAAUUCUACAGAACCUCAUUACAUUAGAUGCGUGAAGCCUAAUAAUCUUUUCAAGUCUUCAAUUUUUGAUAAUGCCAAUGUCAUGCAGCAACUCCGUUGCGGGGGUGUCUUAGAGGCCAUUAGAAUUAGUUGUUCUGGUUACCCUACACAUAAGACAUUUGAGGAGUUUCUUCAUCGGUUUGGUUUUCUUGCUCCUGAGGUCCUGGGAGAAAAUAAUGAUGAAAAAGUUGCAUGCCAAAAGAUUUUGGAGAAGAUGGGUAUUGCAGGGGCUCAGAUAGGACAAACUAAGGUCUUCCUGAGAGCUGGUCAGAUGGCUGAACUGGAUGCCCGUAGGGUACAAGAACUUGGUAAUGCAGCAAAUAUAGUACAAGCAGAGAUUAGAAGUGAUAUUGCUCGGAGACGCUUUGUUGCUCUACGUAACGCAGCAAUAUCUAUGCAAUCUGUAUGCAGAGUUGUCCUUGCUCGCAAAUUUUACAAGGAGAUGAGAAGGGAGUCAGCUGCUCUCAAAAUCCAGACCAAGGUGAGAGGACACCUAAGCAAGAAGAGCUACACUGGGCUCAAACAGUCGGUCAUUGUACUGCAAACAGGCAUGAGAACAAUGGCUGCCUGCAACUCGUUUAGGUAUAGAAAAAGAUGCAAAAAAGCAACUGUUAUUCAGUCCCACUGGCAUGGUCUUAGAGAUCUGUGUUACUACAAGAAGCUCAUAAAGGCAUCAACUGUGAUCCAAAGCGGAUGGAGGGGAAUGAUGGUCAGGAAAGAUUUUCGUAAACGGAAAAUGAGUUCAAGUGGUGAACUUCAAGAAGCAUAUGAUGAGCUUGAAAAACAAGUGGACGACUUGAGAUUACAAUUACGGAAUGAAAGACGUCUGAGGGCCGACUUGGAAGAGGUAAAGGGCCAGGAAAUAACAAAGUUGCGGCAGUCCUUGGAAGCUAUGCAUAAGAAAAUGGAAGGGACAAAUGCCCCAUUUACAGAACUCGAGGGGGAGGGUGCUCAAACACCAAUUGGAGAAGCCUCCUCAAUCAUCAGAGAAACCCAGGUUCCAGUUGAAGUUAGUGGGAAGGUUGAGGCGCUAACUUCAGAAGUGGAAAAAUUGAAGGGGAUGUUACAAUUUGAAAAAGAACGAGCUGAUAAUUUGGAAAAGCAGUAUGCUGAAGCCCUAGCAUCGGGAGAAGGGAAGCGUCUGAAGUUAGAAGAAACUGAAAGAAGAGUUCAUCAACUUCAGGAAUCCUUGAACAGGAUGAUAUACAGCAUGUCCGGUCAGUUUUCAGAGCUCAAAAUGAUUUUAUGUGCCUCAUCCAACUCGAGUUCACCUUCAGGGUUCCCUGCUAGAGAUGAUUUGGAUGAUGAUUCUUCUGCUUCCUCUGAUACCACAUCUGCUGACUCAGAUUUCACAUUCCCAGCCCCGACUUCAACUCCACCAAACUUUUCAUCUUUUAGUCCUGGUGCUUUCCAGCUCAUAGUCCAGGAUCUUUCAGCAGCUGAAACUUCAGGAACUGAGAAGUGGGAAAAUGACCGGGAGGGGGCAUUCGAUGACUUUUUCUGAUGGAAGUUGCUCUAUCAAUUUUAUGUCCAUCUUUGUCCUAGUUAGAAGUUAGUCCUCUAGAUUUAACAUUUUGAUAUUAUAGUAGGGACCUCCAUUUAACACAGAAUACCACUUACGUGUUGUACAGACACAUGUAUAUAAAAAAUGUAAACUUACAUUUAUAAAUUCUUAUUUUAACAACUUCAACAUGGAUAUGACACAGUGCUACUUAUUUUAUACACAUCAUUCUGUUUUCAAGUCCAAUUUACUUAUUAGUCAUUAGUUGACAUGACUAUAACUCUGAUUUGUUGAGAUGCCAUUGCCCUUUUCCAGAUAAUCAGAAAUUUAGAUAAUUACUUUCUUCCAUCAAUAAUAUUCUGUGUACAACUCCAGAAGCUGACUUCAAUAUACUUCAGCUAUCUUCUGAGUGGUGGUAAUAGUUUCCUUGUCAAGAUUCAUUAUCUUUAAAUGCUUAUUUCAUGCAGGAAACCUUGUAGUUGAUGUACUCUGUUCUUUUUAGGCUUCUCAUGGGGCCCUGCUGGAAAAGACUACUCUUAGGAGCAUUAAGAACUUCUUUCUUGGUGGCAUGCAUUUUUCCAGUGUAUAAAGUUGGAAGUAACAGAUACCUCUCUCUCUCUCUAUAUAUAUUUGUAAUAAGUUCAUCUUGGGUUCAACAUAUGCAAGGUUGAGAUUGUGGUAAUUAGUAUCAAAUCUAGUUCUUAGGUCACUUGAUGUUAGGAUUACUUUUCUUGUGUAUCCAUGUUUUGCUUCUGUAGUUAACGAAGUCCAUCAUAAUAACUCGCCCUCACAACCAAAUCACUCUCCUCUGAUGGUAAGACACAAGUCCACCUCCCUCAUCAGUACCACUGGAUGGCUUGCACAAGCAGCAACAUCUGAUUUUUUUACAUCAGCUUCUCAACAUCCAUUUCCUCAACCUCAGGACUCUAUAUGGGGUUUCAGAUCGGCAUCUUAGCACAGAAAAUGAAACAGCAGGAACUUAGUCUUCUCUACUUAUGCAACUUGGGACUUGCUUAUGUCUCAACUUAAUCAUAUAAGCUCCUCUUUGUACUUUUGCAUGAAUCCUGAUUCUUGAUUUUUUACAUGCUUUUUCUAAGCAAAGCACUACUACAGGUAACAUGAUCCAGUAUAUAUGAAAGAUUUAUCCCUGAUCUUUUGCUUCCUCUCGUACAAUUACUAUGAGGUUACAUGUUAGCUGCAUCCUUGACAUUCCAAACGGCCAAAAGCUGCCGAAUUCAGGCACACUUCAUUAAUUGCAGUUUAUGGGCUGACUCACACUCGGUCAGGAGCAACUAGAGUAUCACUUGCUACUUGAGGUUGCUGCCUGAAUUAUCUACAAAUGCUUCAGAUGAUGGCAUUUAUUUCAUGCUGAGAGAACAAGCAUUUUGAUAGAAUAUACUAAACUCUAGCCUUGCUACUGAGUUAACUGGUUAGAUGGAGCAAAUUUAUGGAACUAUCCGGAAUAGGUUGAGGAAAGAGUUCAACUCCACUGCUGGAUUGUGUGCAACCAGGUACAACGUGGAGGAAGGGAUUAAGCAAUUGAGAUCAGUUACGUUGUUAUCUUACAACCCCAAUCUUGUCAUUGUCCGUAACCAGCAAAAAAACCAUUACCCCCCAACAAAUUCCUAAGAGAUGUCGAACAUAUAUGUUCUUGUCCUGAACCCCCUUUUCUUGCAUCAUGAAGCACUCACUCAUAUAUAUAUAUCUUUAAAGAUUCAAGUGUUUGUCUUUUGAUCUUUCUGUCUUAACUACUACAAAUCCUUGUCCUUAUUAAUAGCUACGACGAGGGAGUUUAUAGUAUGUCUUGUCCUUUUGGAGUUU